CGUGGGGUACCAGGGGGCGGAGCCAGCGGGCUGCUGCAGCUGUCCAUGGUCGCAUAGUGAGAGCCAGAGAGGGUCCGGGUACGUGCGAGAUGCGGCCAUAGUCACGCUGCACCGCCUCACAUCAGAACCCGUCCGGAUCGGUUUUCCUAUUGAGCAACAGAGCCGACUGAAAGCCUGUGAGGCAUCAUGGCUGAGCAGCAGAGGCAGCGCUCUCUGUCCACCGCCGGGGAGUCUCUCUACCACGUCCUGGGGGUCGACAAGGUGGCCACAUCGGACGACAUCAAGAGGUCCUACAGGAAACUGGCGCUAAAGUUUCACCCUGACAAGAACCCAGACAAUCCGGAGGCAUCGGAAAAAUUCAAAGAGAUAAACAACGCCCAUGCCAUCCUGAAUGACCCCACGAAGCGUAAUAUUUAUGAUAAAUAUGGCUCUCUGGGACUGUAUGUGGCUGAGCAGUUUGGGGAGGAGAACGUUAACACUUACUUUGUCCUUUCAAGCUGGUGGGCAAAGGCUCUGUUUGUAUUCUGUGGCCUGGCCACUGGAUGCUACUUCUGCUGCUGCCUGUGCUGCUGCUGUAACUGCUGCUGUGGACGAUGUAAACCUCGGCCUCGGGAGGGCCAGGAGCAGGACUUCUACGUGUCCCCGGAGGACCUGGAGGCUCAGCUGCAGUCUGACGAGAGAGAGGCUGCUGGGGAGCCAAUAGUGCUGCAGCCGUCGGCAACAGAGACGACUCAGCUAACAUCGGAUGGGCACUACUCCUACCACACUGACACCGGCUUCAACUAACCCCUCCGCUCCCGUCAGUCCCAGAACGGGAUCCUGCCUGCUUCCCUGCUCCACCUCCGUGAGAUGAAAGAAAAAGGCAAACCUAUCCUUCCACGUCAGAAGAGCCAUGCAGAGGAGAGUGGACUUGUCAGCAUGGCCUUUCAAAUGAACUAUUGAAGUCACAUCCACUCCCCUCCUUCCCUCCUCAUGCUUUCCCCUCGUGCAAGAAGGAAAGAGAAACAACCACACUGUUUCCCUUUGGGUUCUUCUUCUGCACUUUUACCACACAGGUCCCCGUCCCCUCCGUUUCCCAUCGUUUGCAUCAUGGUGUAGCAUGCACUGUGUCGAAAACAUUGUCCCUACAAUUUCUUUCUGCCUUGGCAAUAGUUUUACUUAUUAGCAAGACUCAUAACAAAUGUGCAGUGAUGUUAAAACGAGCACAGCUCACCAGGAGGAGGAGAAGGAGGUAAAGUUUACGAGAUAUUUUCUGCUGAAGGAGCGGAGAGCCGCGGCUCAUCAGGGAUGGUUGGAAACAUGCAGGAAGGUUCGGGCAGUCAGUGCCAUCAUUAAACGUUAGAGGACACGUUUGUCCCCACAUUUGCACUUUUCACUUCUAAUUUGAGAUCGAUUUUGUUUUCGGCACAAAGAGCUCUGACACUGUUUUCUGUUUGUCUCUUCUGUGUUCCUUCCUGAGUGGUUUGGAUCCAGUUUUGUUCGUGGAUAGGCGUUCAUAAAUACCAGUUUUGCUUCAUAUCCAUUGCUUUCUGCGCCUCACUGCAGCAGGUAUUGUGAUUAUUUUGAAGCAAACUCCUAUAGUGGAUUUGGUCCAUGUUACAUUAUAAAUCUCAUAUUUUCAUAUCAGCAGCUUAACAUUGACAUGAACUCUGGAUGCAACAAUUUGAAGGAAUCUCACACAAAACAAGUUUUUCUUUGUGGAGCUCAGGUUGAUUUAGUUUCACUUCAUCCAAGCUGCUUUUAUUUUUUUAUUAAAGCCAAGGAGCUUAACUUUGUCAAGCUGUGCAUAAUUCAAGCAAAUUUUAUUUUAUUUUUUGUGCAAUAAGCUCAGCUUUGCCAAGCUUCAUCUAAUUCAACCUGGUUUUCUUUUUUUCAUCUUGCAACAUUGAGGUUAACUUUAGGAUUCAUCGCAUUCAAACUGAUUUUAUUUUAUUUCAUUGGAUAAAGCCAAGGAGCUUAACUUUGUCAAACUGAAGAUAAUUCAAGCUGAUUUUAUUUUAUUUCUAUUUUUGCUCUAUUAAGCACAUAAUACUUAUUUUAAAAAAAUACUAUCCGGUAGUUUUUAUUUUAUUUUAGUUCAGUUUUACUGUGAAAUACUAACCUCAUUUUGUCAAACUUCAUCUCAUCCAAACUAUUUUUAGAUUUUUAUUUUAUUUUAUGUUAUAGUGUAAAUGUAAGUUUGGCUAUGUAAAGCUUCAUAGCCAAAUAAUAAAAAAAUAAAAUAAUAACACUAUUAUUUUAUUUUAGCUUAUCUUAUUUUAUUGUUAUUAUUCAACAAUAUCUCAGUUUUAUCUAAUUUUUAAUUGAUUUUAUUUAAGAUAAAAUAUUUAAAAUAAACUAAAUAUAAAUCUAAAUUAUUUUAUCAUGAUUAAAAUAAUUUAGUAUAUUUAAUUUAAAAUAAAUAUUUGAAAAUAAUUAUAAUUCAUUUUUCAAAUGUUGCAUUGAAAUAUUACAAUAUUAUUCUGUUGUAUUAUUUUAAUGCAGAAUUAAAAAUAAGUAAUUUUAGUAUUUUAUUUUAAUGCCAUAAAAUAUCUAUUUUAUUGGAUUAAGCUGCACCUAAUUCUGAUUAAUUUAGUUUAAUUUCAUUGUGCUGAUUUAAUCCAAGCAGCUCCAGUUUUUCCAGCUGCACUUCAUCCAUUGAUGGCAUCACAUGAUUUUCUUUUGUCUCUUUACACCAGACGUUGCUCGUCCCUCUCUUCCUGGGUGACACUGAGUUUAAAUCUGAUGAGCCUGAUAUUCUGUCCGAUGCUGUGAUCGUUCUUUAUUGUUGACUGUCUGAACCUGCGAAAAGCAUCUCUGAGAAAAAAAGCAAACAAACUUUUUCUCUUACUGCAUAUUUUACCACAUAUUAAUCUUUGCUACUUUUGCAGCUUCAUGACGACAACUGAUGUGUUUAAAUGGUUUACAAUUGGUGAACUCCCGUAGCCCACCCCUCUGCUAUUAAUGGUAUGGAUGUUGACCUCUGUGGCCCUCGUAUGAUGUUUCCUGUAACCCCUCGAUGCAACAUAGAUGUUCCUGUCAUGGCUUUUUCAUUAAGAUACUGAAAAACGCUACUGUAAAUGUUUUCAGCUGAAUGCACUGUGUGUCGAAAAAAAACUACAAUGGAUCAGGAAAUGACUCCAAAAAAAUAGUAUAUAGUGUAACUAUAGUGAAAUGGUUAUAUGAUGCAUUUUUGAAUUUUUUUUAUUUAUUUCAUAUUCUGUUAUGUUUUAAAGAAGGACUCCCAGUCAUUUUAAAUGGUAUGGUGUUGUAAUGUGACCAUUAAACCCAGUAAGGGAUGGUCUAAUGGUUGGAGCUGCCUGUACAUACACUCAGCCCAUAUGAAGUAUAAACAUUUAUGUUGUAGCAUGGUAACUGUGUGUCUGGAAGAAAACAAGUGGAUCAUUGAUCUGAUUUGCUGUUGUUGAAUAAAUGUUCCUCAACAUUUUGA
This is a messenger RNA of Poeciliopsis prolifica (blackstripe livebearer), 3430 nucleotides long. RefSeq names its product DnaJ (Hsp40) homolog, subfamily C, member 5aa (gene dnajc5aa). The transcript has 5 exons. NCBI's taxonomy places the organism in Eukaryota, Metazoa, Chordata, Actinopteri, Cyprinodontiformes, Poeciliidae. The coding region runs from base 187 to 786 and encodes 199 amino acids. Gene Ontology annotation, cellular component: membrane; presynapse; intracellular membrane-bounded organelle. Gene Ontology annotation, biological process: regulation of synaptic vesicle cycle. The record is from RefSeq and is a predicted model, not a curated record.